Messenger RNA from Triticum turgidum subsp. durum (durum wheat), 846 nucleotides. The record is from the annotation of a GenBank genome assembly. Lineage: Eukaryota; Viridiplantae; Streptophyta; Magnoliopsida; Poales; Poaceae.
AUGGCCGAGGGGCCCCCGAUCUCGAUGUUCCCAGAGCUUGUGGUGUGCGACCCCUUGCACUGGCGGUACAUCCUGCUUCCCCCGGUGCCUGAAGAUCUGGUGGCAUCGGUGGAGAGCCAAGACGACGAAUUUUUAGGGUGGUCUUGCGAGCCUAGCCUCAUUCCGCUCAGCGAUGAGGAGGCUGCCCUGGCAGAAGAGACAAUGUUCAGAGUGAUCUGGUCGGCAUGUUGCCAAACCAAUAUGGUCGUGUUUGUCUUCUCUUCGAGCACUGGGCAGUGGCAAGCCGCUGCAUCCCAGGCCUGCAUGGACAGGGAGCCUUUGUAUUUUAUCAGGCGCCAUUUGGUGGGCGGCUGCGUCUACUGGGUCUUGCCGAUGAAUAAGACAGAUUUGCUCGUGCUUGACACCAGGACAAUGGAGUUCUCCAUUGCUGACCUCCCACCUGGAGAAUGGAGCCAACCAGAUAUAGCUAUUGUUGAUGCAGGGGAAGGCAGGCUUGGGAUGUUUCGUACAGGUCAUGAAAAUGCAAGUGGUGAAUCUUAUCUCUGUUAUACCAUUUGGCAAAACAAAGGCGAGAGUUCUGGCGACUGGCAGAUGGAGAAACUGUCACUAGGUUCUGGGUAUCGGUAUAAUAUCAAAGGUGGAACAGAAAACUACUUGAUCCUACUAAGGAUAGAAGCUCAGAAGCAAUUUUUGUUAAUAACCCUACCAAUCACUGAAUUUUGCAUACUGGAUGUCAGGACAAUGCAGGUUGAGAGGAUGUGUGCUGAAUCUCGCGGGUUAUCCAAUUCGAGAACAUUCAUAUAUACCAACUUCCCACCGUCGUUGUUGUCUUUACCGACAAUAUGA